UCUUUCAGACAUUCUUUCCAAUGGCUUCCAGUUCUUCCUCUUCUAGCAUUGCUUCACCUUCGGCUAACUAUGACAUCUUUCUAAGCUUCAGAGGCGAAGAUACUCGUCAUUCUUUUACCGAUCAUCUCUAUGCCGCGUUAAUCCGAGCAGGAAUUUCCACUUUUCGGGAUAAUGAUGAAAUCAGUAGAGGUGAAGACCUCAAACCGGAAAUUGAGACAGCAAUCACAGCAUCCAAGGGCUCGAUAGUUGUAUUGUCUAAGAAUUAUGCAACUUCAACAUGGUGCCUCGAUGAGCUUUGGUUGAUCCUUGAGCGAAGGAGRGAGUUAGAUCAUUUCGUUCUACCGGUAUUUUAUCAUGUUGAUCCCUCUCAUGUUARAAAGCAAGAUAAUACUUUCAAGAUACAAGUUAAAACCUCUUCAAAGUGGACGGAUGAUAACGUGAAACGAUGGAGACAAGCCCUUACGAAGGUUGCCGAAUUGUCAGGCUUGGUUCUUUCAGGGUCAGAAACAGAGUUUUUGAAGGAAAUCAUUGAUAACGUUUACUGUAAAGUUGGUCACAAAAUAGUUAAUCUUCCACGCAAUCUAACAGGGAUGAAUGCUCGAGAUAAAGAUAUUAACUCCUGGUUAAAGCAAUCCAACAACAAGGUUCUAAUAAUUUGUGGCAUGGGAGGAAGUGGCAAGACCACGUUGGCAGAGUACAUUGUCUCUUCAAAUCGGCAACAUUUUGAAAUCAUUAGCUUUUUAAAAGACAUGGGUAGUAUACAUCAAAAACAAGGUAAUAUUGAUGUGUUGAUCCAACAAUUUGCCAAAGAUAUUGUAGGAGAGGGGAAACCCCAAGUGUCGUACGGGCGCUAUUACACAAAUAGAGUUUUAAAAAGGAAAAAGGCACUUAUUGUUUUUGAUGACAUUGAUGAACCAAGACCACUGGAAAAAUUUAUCAAUUUCCAGGAAAUUAAUGGAAAAAGCAAAAUUAUAAUGACAACCAGGAACAAUAAUACACAUAAUUGGUUUAGGUCUCGAACUUGGAGUUGUCAUGAGUAUAAGAUGACAUUACUAGAUGAUGAAGAAGCAUUAGAGCUCCUAAGUCUUCAUGCCUUUGGAUUCAAAAUUCCUAUGGACGGUUAUGAGGAACUUACAAAAGAGGUGCUACAGUAUUGUGAAGGAAAUCCACUGGCUCUUGAAGUGUUGGGUUCCUCUUUAUCAGAGGAUAUUAGCAUCCUAUUUUGGAGAAAUACAUUGGAUUUAUUGAAAAGAGAUAUGAAUUCUGGAAUCCAACAUGUACUCAUAAGGAGCUAUGACUCAUUGCCAGAUAGAAAUAGCAAAGAGUUGUUUUUACAUAUUGCUUGUUUCUUUGUUGGCGAAGACAAGGAUUAUGUGGAAAAAAUAUUGGAGCUUGAUUAUUGUGCAUCAUCUGGGAUCAAAGUCCUAACCAAUAGAUGUCUUCUUUCUGUGUCACCAAACAACAAACUGAUGGUGCAUCAAUUGAUUCAAGAGAUGGGGAAAAGCAUAAUCAUUGAAGAAUCAAAACGCCCUGUAGAACGUAGUAGAGUUUGGCGUAGUAUUGAAUCUUACAAGAUCUUGCACAAAGGAGAGUCUUUAGAUCUUAAGACCGAUUCACUUACAAAAAUGGAUAACCUAAAAUUGCUCCACCUAAAUGAUGUGCAUCUCAUUGGAUCCUACGAGGAUUUUUCAGAAGAUUUAAGAUGGCUAUGCUGGCGUAAGUUCAAUCUAAGAGCCAUACCCUCCGGCUUAUUCUUCAAAAGCUUGGUGGCUAUAGAUAUGCGAGAUAGCAAGUUGAAAGUUCUUCAAUUACUUAAGUCUCUAAAUCUUCAAUCCUCAAAGUCUCUGUCCACAAUCCGCAAUAUCUACCGACUCCCUAAUAUUGAGACUUUGAUUCUUUGUCAAUGUGAUGAACUGGUUGAUGUUUGUGAAACCAUUGGAGACCUAAAAAAUCUUGCUCUAUUGGACAUGUCAGAGUGUCCAAAGCUCUCCAGGAACCCAACUUCAACGUUUGGUGGAGGAAGUCCACAACAAACUUCCUUUUCUUUGCCACAUUCUUUAGUGUGGUUAUCCAUUAGAGACUGCGGCCUUGAUGGUACUGAAAAAUUUCCUCUAAGUUUCAGCAUACAACAAAAAUUGCAGUACCUGGAUUUAGGCAUAGGUUUGUUUGAAAGCUUGCCCAACUACAAUCAUCUUGAAAAUCUUAGGGUACUACACGUGACUUUAAGCUGUAGACUUAAAUGGCUUCUCUGUCUUCCAAGUGCACUUGCAGAAUUGUAUGUAUAUGGUUGUUCCUCGCUAUAUAAAAUAACUUUUGAAUCACAUCGGUUCACACUGCAUGAGUUUGGCUAUGAUGAUUGUUAUCAGUUGAGUGAAGUGGAAGACUUCUUUAAAUUGGUGCCGGUAGCCAGACUUGAUGAAACUGAUUUGGGACACUUGAAGUGGCUAAAAAAAUAUCAACAUCAUCAUGUGUUCCUGAUUCGUGAUGAUCAGAUCAUGAAAAACAGAAGCCAAAGGAUCCAGAUGUUGUAUGAAUUCGGUAUCUUGAGCACGCACCUGCCAGACAUAAAGGAUCCAAACAUAACACCUGAGUAUAUAUCAGAAUCAACAUCUCUGUCCUUUGAGGUGCCUUCAUCUCCCAUGGAUAGGAGGCUCAAAGGAUUAAAUCUAACUUUCAAGUAUACAGUAUUAUCAUUAUCAGGUCGAGACUGUACAUGGUUUGCUAAAAUCCGUACCAACAAUGGUGUUGAUUUGAUGUACAAUCCCAUAGUCUUUGGCGAUCCUGAAGAUGGAGGAGCUGGCAUAUGGUUAAGUUAUUGGCCAAUAGGAAGCAAAUUAUUAGUGGGAGAUGAAGUUAAUGUGUCUGUCAUUGUGAUGAGUGGUAUAUUGAAGGUACAUGGGUGUGGUGCAAGCCUUGUGUAUGCGGAUGCUGAUGAAACCAUGGAAAUUAACAUGCGAUGGAUAGAAACUCUUGGAGGGGACUUGUCUGCAUUUCAACUAAUGACAGGAGCAUACUAUCUUUGUCGGCGUGAUUUUUUCAAGUUAAUGGAGGUUGGCAGAUUGGCACCAGGUUGGCUAAGUAUUUUAGUCGGUGAUACCAUUGAUGAUAGAGAGGUACGAGGAUGGAGAAAGACCGGUCGACCUAAGCCGUCAUUUAACCCAUCACAAACAGAGUUUUACCCAUCAUUUAACCAAUCACGAAUAGGUUUGUCACGUCCAUCACUUACAAAGUUGCCAGACUCAUUAUAUACAGAGGCGAAGAAGUUGUAGAUGCAUUGUCUAAGGUUCUGAGACGAUAAUUAUGCUCUGUAUUUUUAUUUUUUUUGCAUGAAUUGGU
Molecule: messenger RNA, 3336 nt
Organism: Cynara cardunculus var. scolymus (artichoke)
Lineage: Eukaryota; Viridiplantae; Streptophyta; Magnoliopsida; Asterales; Asteraceae
Product: TMV resistance protein N-like
Exons: 6
Coding region: 21-3269 (1082 amino acids)
Biological process (GO): signal transduction; defense response
Molecular function (GO): ADP binding
Source: RefSeq, a predicted model, not a curated record